CGUAGCUGCCGCGCCCGAUCUCCGCCAGCAGACUGUAGUGCGGCCGCGGGGACCCGCCACCGCCCUCCGUCCAUCACCGCGCCAGGUAGGCCUCGCCCGGGAGGUAGCCAAACUCACUAUGAGCCCCUGCUGAUCCCUGUGGGCAGGCUGUUUCGACCAAAUGAGAGACAAGUGGCUCAGCUGGCCAAGGAUUACCUAGGCAAGGCGACGGUCGUGGCGUCUGUGGUGGAUCAAGGCCGUUUCUCUCGGUUUGCCCCUCUGCAACCACAGGCAGCUGAGCCUCCACCCAGCCGGAAAACCCCAGAGAUCUUCAGGGCUCUGGAAGGGGAGGCUCCUGUGCUCUUCGGGUUUGUGCCUGAGACAAAAGAAGUGCUCCAGCUCAUGCCAGGGAACAUUGUCUUUGUCUUGAAGAAGGGCAAUGACAGCUGGGCCACGGUCAUGUUCAACGGGCAGAGGGGGCUUGUUCCCUGCAACUACCUUGAACCAGUUGAGCUGCGGAUCCACCCUCAGCAGCAGCCCCAGGAGGAAAGCUCUCCAGAGUCUGACAUCCCAGCUCCUCCUAGUUCCAAAGCCCCUGCAAGACCCCAGUUGUCACCAGGUCAGAAACAAAAAGAAGAGCCUAAGGAAGUGAAGCUCAGUGUUCCCAUGCCCUACACACUCAAGGUGCGCUACAAGUACACGGUAGUCAUGGAGACUCGGCCCGGGCUCCCCUACAGCGAGGUCCGGGACAUGGUGUCUAGGAAGCUGGUGCUCCGGCUGGAACACGCUAAGCUGAGCUAUCGGCCUCGGGACAGCAAUGAGCUGGUGCCCCUUUCAGAAGAGGGCAUGAAGGAUGCCUGGGGCCAGGUGAAAAACUCCCGCCUGACUCUGUGGUGUGAGAACACAGUGGGUAACCAAGGCUUUCCAGAUGAACCCAAGGAAAGUGAAAAAGCUGAUGGUAAUAGCCAGACAACAGAACCUCAGCUUAAGGAAGGCAGCCAAGUGGUAGCACUCUUCAGUUAUGAGGCUACCCAACCAGAGGACCUGGAGCUUCAGGAAGGGGAUAUAAUCCUGGUGCUAUCAAAGGUGAAUGAAGAAUGGCUGCAAGGGGAGUGCAAAGGAAAGGCUGGCAUUUUCCCCAAAGCUUUUGUUGAAGAAUGCGCUACUACAGAUUUGGAA
This is a messenger RNA of Cebus imitator (Panamanian white-faced capuchin), 1158 nucleotides long. RefSeq names its product neutrophil cytosol factor 2-like. Gene Ontology annotation, molecular function: superoxide-generating NADPH oxidase activator activity; protein binding. The record is from RefSeq and is a predicted model, not a curated record. Lineage: Eukaryota; Metazoa; Chordata; Mammalia; Primates; Cebidae. Gene Ontology annotation, cellular component: NADPH oxidase complex. Gene Ontology annotation, biological process: respiratory burst; phagocytosis; superoxide anion generation.